AUGAAGGUAUGUUCGGGUAGAAACGAAACUCAAGUCAGUGAGUUCAUACUUCUUGGAUUUCCAUACCUGCCUGGCUAUCAGCCAGCCUUAUUUGUUGUCUUUCUCGUGGUCUACCUUAUAAUACUUUCAGGAAACACUACUAUACUGAUUGCAGUCAUAAUGAAUCAAAAACUACACAAACCUAUGUACUUUUUUCUUGGUAAUCUGGCUGCUGUAGAUAUGUUGUUUACAACGACAACCAUCCCAAAGAUGUUAGCACUCUUUUUAAUUAAUUCCAACACCAUUUCUUUCAUAGCAUGCUUUACACAACUAACUGUGCUCCAUAUCUUGGGACUUUUUGAAUGUUUUCUUCUAGUAGUGAUGGCCUAUGAUCGCUAUGUAGCAAUAUGUAACCCUUUGCAUUACAUGUCCAUUAUGAACAAUAGAUUUAACAUUCUGAUAACAAUAAGUAGUUUUACUGUUGCAUCGACUGUUAUUAUUUCACUAGUUGUAUUCACAGUGCAAUUUCCAUACUGUGGACCAAAUAAAGUUAAUCACUGCUUUUGUGAUCACUUCUUCAUUUCCAAGCUAGCUUGUGCAGACAUUUCUUCUAUUAUCAUUUCUGCAGCUUGCAUUCUUGUCUUAUGUAUUUUUACCCCAUUCUUACUUGUGGUAUUGUCAUACAUCAACAUCCUAAGGACUGUGCUAAAAAUGAAUUCUGCAGCAGCACGUCAGAAGAGUUUAUCUACUUGUAGCUCUCAUUUAAUCGUUGUGGUAAUAUAUUACCUAUCAAUUGUAGUAAGCUAUUCAUCUUACAGGACAGGUGAUGUGUCUGAUGACAUCCAUGCUCUAGGUAGCAUUUUAUUCACAGUUUUAGCUCCUGCACUUAAUCCAAUAAUUUAUGCCCUCAGGAAUAAAGAUGUCAAAGAAGCCAUCAAAAGGUGUUUAAAUACAAAAGCAAUACUUUCUAAAUAA
Messenger RNA from Protopterus annectens (West African lungfish), 954 nucleotides. Its product is annotated as olfactory receptor 2AT4-like. Bases 1 to 954 code for a protein of 317 amino acids. Gene Ontology annotation, biological process: G protein-coupled receptor signaling pathway. Gene Ontology annotation, cellular component: membrane. Gene Ontology annotation, molecular function: olfactory receptor activity; G protein-coupled receptor activity. NCBI's taxonomy places the organism in Eukaryota, Metazoa, Chordata, Ceratodontiformes, Protopteridae. The transcript is spliced from 2 exons. The record is from RefSeq and is a predicted model, not a curated record.